AACAUAUUAGCAUCUGUAGCGUAUCAGAAGACACAUCAAAAAGUCAAAUUUUAUAUAAAAUAUAUAUAUUUUAAAUAAAUAAAUCUCUUUAUAUUACGCGAUCCAAAAUGUCGUUCAGAUAUUUAAUUCUCUUGACACUUGCAACUGCCAUUGUCCACGCUGCCCCAGCAAAGGAACAGGAAGAAGAAUUCGAAGUUGUACCAAUUGUCAGAUCCGAAGUGAAUAAAAACGAAGAUGGCAGCUAUCAUUUAUCUUAUGAAACUGGUGACGGUACGUCGCGUGAUGAGAAAGCCACCCUAGUUGAUGUCGGUACCGAAGAUGAAGCUCUUGAAGUGAAGGGUUCCUAUAAAUAUAUAAACGAUAAAGGUGAAGAAGUUGAAGUGUUUUAUACAGCCGGUGUUAACGGUUUUGUACCGUAUGGAGAAUCAAUUAAUGCUGAAAUAAGCGCUGUAGCCGAAGCUGCCAAAGAUUUACCUAGAGACGAGCCAGAGAAGGAUAGGAAACAUUAAGUAAUGUUAGGAAUUAAACUUUUUUGAAUUAUGUUAAAAAUCAAAAAAAAAAAAAAACGAAAACAACUAGAAUUAAAUUAUAAAUAAUAAUUUUAUAUGUGUAUAUAAAUUAUCUUAUAAAAAUAUAUAGACCGGCGUGUAAAUAGAUGAAAGCCAGGAAGAAUUGAAUAAAAAAAGAAAUCUUAAAAAAUCGUAUACAAAAAAA
Molecule: messenger RNA, 714 nt
Organism: Glossina fuscipes
Lineage: Eukaryota; Metazoa; Arthropoda; Insecta; Diptera; Glossinidae
Product: larval cuticle protein 65Ag1-like
Exons: 2
Coding region: 108-509 (133 amino acids)
Cellular component (GO): chitin-based extracellular matrix
Molecular function (GO): structural constituent of chitin-based larval cuticle
Source: RefSeq, a predicted model, not a curated record